AUGGUUGCUGGUUUUAUAGGUACCGCCAGACAACUGGUGACUGACUAUAGCAAUAUCACGGCUUUCGUUUACCAGGUAGAUAAAAAUGAUCCAUGGCAAGUAAAUGUUCCCAUCAGCUCAAUCUAUAUUACUGUCGUGGUGGGAAUAUUUGUGAUUACAGCAUUACUACAUCCAACCGAAUUCCUGUGUCUCCUGCACGGAAUUACGUACCUAUUUUUCCUGCCUGGGGGAUAUCUGAUUUUGAUGAUUUAUAGUAUUUGCAACAUCACAGACCAAUCUUGGGGAACUCGAGAAUCCGAAAAAGAACAAGGCAAAGAUGGAGUUCUUGGAAAUUUUUUUAGAGAUCUAAAAUCAUUUUGCUGUCCUGUGAAAGUAGAGCGAAGUUCUGCCAUGGAAAUGGAAAACAUGGACUCUGAAGGCGAUGAAAAUUUAGAUAUGCCGUUCACUAGAUCCAGAAGAAGGCGAAGAUUCCAACCGCCAGCUGGUACGUUCUCGGCAGACGACUGGCUUCGCGCGCAAUUUUAUGAAAAAGAAAUACACGCUUGCUCGCCUAUGUUUGAUGCACUAGGCUACGGAGACACAAGCUUCAUUGCAGGGAUGUCACGAGAGGAAAUUCGUCAAGUUGGCUUAACCAAUCCUAAACAUAUCAACACCGUAUACCGAGAAGCACAGUCUUUGCCGCCAUUUUCUAUUGACCCAAGAUGGCCGAUCACAGAGACGGAAAAGCGCAUCAAAUGGGUGAACAGAGUUGGCCUAAUGGAUUAUAAAGAUAGUCUACUGGAAAAGUUUGACGACCUGCCUUCUACAACGAGCAAAAGUAAACUGAGAGUGAAGUAUGGAAUACAUAAACCAGGCCACUUGAAAAGAUUGUACACGGCCAUACAGCAACUGCGGACACCAACAGGCGCUGAAUGGGUCCAAAUGGAAGUGAAAGAAGAGGUCAGAAAACUCGUCAGGGCUGAGGCCUCGUCUUCGCCUAACCUUGACCUGGAGUCCGAUGACAACAUGCUUGGGUCAUCGUCGUCUGCUGUGGCUACUUCUGACCACUCGGAGGACCGAUUCUGGGAACAGUUGGUUGAACUGCGUCUCAAACCACAGGCGGUUUUUCCAGAGAGGGAGGAUCGGUUAGCGGGAGAACUGCAUGACAUUCGGAAAACUUCCCUUAUAUGGUUUGCAGUGGCCAACAUGUUCUGGCUUGUCUUGUUUCUGACGCUGAGCAACCUUCCAGCAAACGAUAAGAAGGGAUCAGACUUGCAUGUGUUCGGAAACAAUCCCGUUGGGCUGGCAUUUCUGUUCCUGUUUUGUCUUUUACUCAUCAUCCAGUUCUUCAGCAUGUUGGUGCAUCGCGUAUGGACAUUUAUCCACUUGGUGGCACGCGCAAAGUUGCCCGGAUCCAAGACAAGUCGCCCAGAUGCUUCGGUCUGGAACACGCGCAUAGCGCGACAGCAGGUGGCCGAUCCUGAGGAGGAGGAGCAAUUCUAUCAGUCAUGGAAUGCCACGCUGAGAAGGGUGACCGAUUUUUCGCAGUCCAUGUCCGACCAGAGAAGUCUCUUGGGCUAUUCUAUCCGAAAAUAGAUUUAAUCAUUCUCGAAGAAUGCUCUUCGUCAUGUGCAAUGGACUCAACAUAAUGGAAAUGUAUUAUAAUACGUGUAUGAUAAAAUCUGACGUGCUCAGUUAUGAGAUGAGAUUUUGGGAAAUGUUUACUGGAUUAAGUGCUGAGUAUUAUGCUGCCCAUAAUUACGGGAUCCGUUCACAAUUUAAAUAUUUAUUAUUGGUGACGAUACUUUAUGGUUACUUGUUAAACAGCCUGUCAUUAAAUGACCUGUGGUGUGCCAGUGAGGAGGCAGAAGCAGUAUAACGUUCUGAACUGUUACAACUUGUAUUUAAAAGCUUGUUUUUCCAUGUAAAUGAACCUUUACAUUGUAUUUUACUUUACUGCUAUAUAUAUAUAUAUAUCCCCUCCAUCGAUAUGGUGGCUGAGAAACAUGUAAUAAUU
Lingula anatina is the source of this 1996-nucleotide messenger RNA. RefSeq lists its product as uncharacterized. Gene Ontology annotation, biological process: chitin biosynthetic process. Gene Ontology annotation, cellular component: cell septum; cell periphery. The record is from RefSeq and is a predicted model, not a curated record. Lineage: Eukaryota; Metazoa; Brachiopoda; Lingulata; Lingulida; Lingulidae. Gene Ontology annotation, molecular function: chitin synthase activity.